Haplochromis burtoni (Burton's mouthbrooder) is the source of this 1703-nucleotide messenger RNA. RefSeq names its product histone-lysine N-methyltransferase SETDB1-B. The coding region runs from base 347 to 1606 and encodes 419 amino acids. The transcript is spliced from 8 exons. NCBI's taxonomy places the organism in Eukaryota, Metazoa, Chordata, Actinopteri, Cichliformes, Cichlidae. Gene Ontology annotation, biological process: negative regulation of gene expression; heterochromatin organization. Gene Ontology annotation, molecular function: histone H3K9 methyltransferase activity. Gene Ontology annotation, cellular component: nucleus. The record is from RefSeq and is a predicted model, not a curated record.
UCAAACUUGCGUCAUUCUCGCGGGCAACCUACUUGUUUUGGGGCCUAGUUGCCACAAAGUAUGAAAGCAAAUUUUGGAAUGGUUCCUAUUUUCGUACACGUCUAAGUAGCAAAAAAGAAUCGUAGUGCGAGUUGUUUUGUGUAAUUUAAAUACUUUUGCGAUGCAAAAUCUGAAAGGAAGUUUAACGGUAUGUUUCUUUGUUUCCUUUUGUACGUAGCCUGUCAGUGCUAAAGGAAGUUAGCUAGCUCGAGCGACUGAUUUUUAGCUUUUAAUUGCUUCUGCUCACAAAAAGGACCAGACCUUUGUGAUUUUUAAGGUGGAUAUUCGGGAUACAACAACAGUGGCCAUGGCUAUGAUUAUGACUGUGGAUCAGUUGGAGACGAAAACAUUGUUACUUCAGGAGUCCUUGAAGACAGAAGAAAACCUGUUGGAUUAUGAAUGUGAGGAGUCCUUGAAGACAGAAGAAAACCUGUUGGAUUAUGAAUGUGAGGAUGAAAAACAUAUGUUUGAGCCUCCAAAUGACUCAGUUUGCUGUGUAAAUGAAACUGCCAGAAAGAGGAAACUAUGCCAAAACGGCUUGGACUGUCCCAGACCAUUUAAAAAGCCAGUGGUAGUGUUGACUAGACUUCCUGAAUAUAAGGUGAGGUCUCUGCGACCACCAACGCCUCAGCAGUUCUACAGUGAAGAUGAGUCUCUCAGCAGCUCUGAUUCUGAUAUGCAGUGGGAGCCAGAAGUUGAUUCCAGUGAUUCAGAUUUUUCACCCUCCAACAAUACACAGAAACCUGCAAGAAUGAACAAAUGCAGUGAGAGCGACAGAACACCACCACCUGCUUCACCUCCGAGCACCAGCACCAAUGCGGCAGAUGUGGCUCCUGUUAUAAUAUCAUCAGUGUUUGGCCAUUCCUCCAAGGAAAUAAUAACUGCCCGACCUGAGGCACAGAAGGAUGAACUCAAAUUGAACAUGGUAGUUCUGGCUAGGAGAAGACCUAUGAGGUGGCAACGGGGGAAAAUAGUCGAGAUAGUUACAAGGGAAGACGGACGGUUAAAAUACAAAGUCAGUUUUGAAGAAAAAGGGAAGAGUCUAGUAUCUGGACACCACGUUGCUUUUGACACCACAGCAAAGGUGGAGCAGCUGUAUGUUGGUGCCCGUGUGGUGAUUCAGUGUCAAGAUAACAAGUACCGGUUCCAGCCUGGUGUCGUAGGCGAGCUCCCCAGCAGAAAGAACCGCCUAAGGUUCUUGAUCUUUUUGGAUGAUCACACGCCGGUCUAUGUUGGGUUACCUUUAAUUCAUUUGGUUUGGAAACCUUUGGAAAACGUGGCAGAUGACAUUCCAGAGGGCCCUCACAAAGACUUCAUAGAACAUUACCUGAAUAAGUGGCCGUACCCUCAGUUAACCCAGUACAGGCUUGGACAGACCCUUAAUGCUGAAUUGAACGGAGUCCUGCAAAAGUGUGAAGUGCAGAUUAUUGACUGCAGCUUAAUGCAGGUUAUCUUUCAGGAGAGUGAACAUAAGGAGUGGAUAUACCGAGGUUCGUCACGACUGGAGCACAUGGCAAAGUUUUUGGAGAUGAAACACAGAGAACAGCUUGAGUGCGACUCUGACUGAACGUCCCCUGAUGCAGUAGCUGCAAAAAUUGAAACUAUUUUACAAUCGGACGAGAUGCCAUUUUUUUUUUUAAAAAAAAAAAAUUUUGGUUUUUUUU